GGUGCAAGAGACAGUCUCACUCUUUCCUUCACUGGCCUUCCUCUGUGUCGGUCACGGUUGGCAUGAGCUACAUCCUGUGCAUGUUAUGGAGUCCCCGGCGUGCAGUGGAGCCUCGCUGGGGGAAAUGUCAGCUUGGACCAUGGGCGCCCGCAGUCUGGACAAGCGAGGAAGUUUCUUUAAGCUCAUUGACACAAUUGCCUCGGAGAUCGGAGAACUGAAACAGGAGAUGGUGCGGACAGAUGUCAGCCUGGAAAAUGGCCUGGAACCCGCUGAAACCCACAGCAUGGUAAGACACAAGGAUGAUGGCUAUUCUGAGGAAGAGGACGUGAAGGCCUGUACCCGGGACUCAGGCUAUGACAGCCUCUCCAACAGGCUCAGCAUCUUGGACCGGCUCCUCCACACUCACCCCAUAUGGCUGCAGCUGAGUCUGAGUGAGGAGGAGGCAGCAGAGGUCCUGCAGGCCCAGCCUCCUGGGAUCUUCCUGGUUCAUAAGUCUACAAAAAUGCAGAAGAAAGUCCUCUCCCUCCGCCUGCCCUGUGAAUUUGGGGCCCCACUCAAGGAAUUUGCCAUAAAGGAAAGCACAUACACCUUUUCCCUGGAAGGCUCAGGAAUCAGUUUUGCAGAUUUAUUCCGGCUCAUUGCUUUCUACUGCAUCAGCAGGGAUGUUCUGCCGUUUACCUUGAAGUUGCCUUAUGCCAUUUCAACAGCCAAGUCGGAGGCUCAGCUUGAAGAACUGGCCCAGAUGGGACUAAAUUUCUGGAGCUCCCCAGCUGACAGCAAGCCCCCGAACCCUCCACCUCCCCACAGGCCCCUCUCCCCCGACGGCGUCUGCCCUGCCUCCCUGCGUCAGCUCUGCCUUAUAAAUGGAGUGCAUUCUAUCAAAACCAGGACGCCUUCGGAGCUGGAGUGCAGCCAGACCAACGGGGCCCUGUGCUUUAUUAAUCCCCUUUUCUUGAAAGAGCACAGCCAGGACCUCAGCGGAGGCCUGAAGCGGCCGAGCGCAAGGACUCCCAACGCGAAUGGCACCGAGCGGCCUCUGUCCCCCCCACCCAGGCCCCCGCCACCCGCUAUUAAUAGUCUGCACACAAGCCCUCGGCUGGCCAGGACCGAAACCCAGACGAGCAUGCCAGAAACAGUCAACCAUAACAAACAUGGGAACGUAGCUGUGCCUGGAACCAAACCAGCUCCCGUCCCUCCACCCCGGCUGAAGAAGCAGGCUUCUUUUCUGGAAGCGGAGGGCGGCGCAAAGACCUCGAGCGGCGGCGGGCGGCCGGGCGCGGGCCGGGAGCUGGAGCUGGGCGCAGCUGGCAGCCCAGGUGGGGCCCCGCCUGAGGCCGCCCCGGGCGAUUGCACAAGCGCCCCGCCGCCCAGCUCUGAAUCACGGCCCCCGUGCCAUGGAGGCCGGCAGCGGCUGAGCGACAUGAGCAUUUCCACUUCCUCCUCCGACUCGCUGGAGUUCGACCGGAGCAUGCCUCUGUUCGGCUACGAGGCGGACACCAACAGCAGCCUGGAGGACUACGAGGGGGAGAGUGAUCAGGAGACCAUGGCGCCCCCCAUCAAGUCCAAAAAGAAACGGAGCAGCUCCUUCGUGCUGCCCAAGCUCGUCAAGUCCCAGCUGCAGAAGGUGAGCGGGGUGUUCAGCUCCUUCAUGACCCCGGAGAAGCGGAUGGUCCGCAGGAUCGCCGAGCUGUCCCGGGACAAAUGCACCUACUUCGGGUGCCUGGUGCAGGACUACGUGAGCUUCCUGCAGGAGAACAAGGAAUGCCACGUGUCCAGCACCGACAUGCUGCAGACCAUCCGGCAGUUCAUGACCCAGGUCAAGAACUAUUUGUCUCAGAGCUCGGAGCUGGACCCCCCCAUCGAGUCGCUGAUCCCUGAAGACCAAAUAGAUGUGGUGCUGGAGAAAGCCAUGCACAAGUGCAUCUUGAAGCCCCUGAAGGGGCACGUGGAGGCCAUGCUGAAGGACUUUCACAUGGCCGACGGCUCGUGGAAGCAACUCAAGGAGAACCUACAGCUUGUGCGGCAGAGGAAUCCGCAGGAGCUGGGGGUCUUCGCCCCAACCCCUGAUUUUGUGGAUGUAGAGAAAAUCAAAGUCAAGUUCAUGACCAUGCAGAAGAUGUAUUCCCCGGAAAAGAAGGUCAUGCUGCUGCUGCGGGUCUGCAAGCUCAUUUACACCGUCAUGGAGAACAACUCAGGGAGGAUGUAUGGCGCUGAUGACUUCUUGCCAGUCCUGACCUAUGUCAUAGCUCAGUGUGACAUGCUUGAAUUGGACACUGAAAUUGAGUACAUGAUGGAGCUCCUAGACCCAUCGCUGUUACAUGGAGAAGGAGGCUAUUACUUGACAAGUGCAUACGGAGCACUUUCCCUGAUAAAGAAUUUCCAAGAAGAACAAGCAGCACGACUGCUCAGCUCGGAGACCAGAGACACCCUGAGGCAGUGGCACAAACGGAGAACCACCAACCGGACCAUCCCCUCUGUGGACGACUUCCAGAAUUACCUCCGAGUUGCAUUCCAGGAGGUCAACAGUGGCUGCACAGGAAAGACCCUCCUUGUGAAACCUUAUAUCACCACCGAGGAUGUGUGUCAGAUCUGCGCUGAGAAGUUCAAGGUGGGGGACCCUGAGGAGUACAGCCUCUUUCUCUUCGUUGACGAGACAUGGCAGCAGCUGGCAGAGGACACUUACCCUCAAAAAAUCAAGGCAGAGCUGCACAGCCGACCUCAGCCCCACAUCUUCCACUUUGUCUACAAACGCAUCAAGAACGAUCCUUACGGUGUCAUUUUCCAGAACAGGGAAGAAGACCUCACCACCUCCUAGAAGACAGGUGGGACUUCCUAGUGGUGCAUCCAAAGGGGAGCUGGAAGCCUUGCCUUCCGGCUUCUAUGUGCUUGAGCUUGAAAAGCAGUCACCUCCUCGGGGACCCCUCAGUUUAGUGACUAAGCCAUCCAUAGGCCAACUGGGCCAAGGGCAACUUUAGCCAUGCAAGGUAGCUGAGGUUCGUGAAACAGUAGGAGUCUCUUUUGGCAAUGGAGAAUUGCAUUUGAUGGUUCAAGUGUCCUGAGAUUGUUUGCUGCCUACCCCCAGUCAGGUUCUAGGUUGGCUUACAUGUAUGUAGAUGUGCAGAAGAAACACUUAAGGCACAAGCUCUUUUGAAUUCAACAGCAGGUGUUUGACAAGACUGUCCGAUGCAGCGCGUCAGGUGAUCCUCACUCCUGUGGAUGGCUUCAUCUCUUCCUUCCUUCCUUCCUUUUUCCUUUUUUUUUUUUUACAAAGAGCCUUCAUGUUUUUAUAUAUUUCAUAGAAAUUUUUAUAGCAGUUGCAGGUAAACUGUCAGGAUUGGUUUUUAAAAUAUUUUUGUAACUUUAAAAUAUUCUAUAAUUAUGCAUGUGAUUUUAACAUUUAAUAUUCAAAAAUAAAUCUCUUGCUGGAUUUGAGAGUAUUGCAUUUUAAAAGUCUCUCUUCUGUAACUGGAUGUUUUGGCAACUUUGUGGGGAGAGACAGCUGGAUUUCUUAAAGCCAUGUAUUCCUGACACUGGCCACAGAAUGCCUUUGGAAAUCGGAUGUACUGUUACCUUGUUCACGUUUAGUGGUGUUUUGCUCUUUUGUUUUUUAAACAAAUGAUACUGAGAAUAAGGAGAGAAACGAAUGUAGAGAGAGGUAGAGAGAGAAUCACGGACUCUAACAAAGGACUGAGGAGUGCAGUCUGCUGGUUCAGGCUCUUCGAAAGAUGUGGAAAAAGAGAUAGAACGAACCACCUAUGCUUAAAAUACUGUAAAUAUGCAAUGAGGUUUGGCAAAAUCUACUCCGUGUGUGAUUUGCUUUUAGAAACAAUUUUGAAAGCCCCCUGAGGAAAAUAAAAAUCGGGACUCCACGUUUGGAUCCCUUUCCACGAACACCCGCUUCAUUGAAGCUGUUUUUCUCUCUCCUGGAGUUCCCCUCUGGGGUCCCCUUCCACACUCCCUCGUGGAAGCCUGC
Cebus imitator (Panamanian white-faced capuchin) is the source of this 3973-nucleotide messenger RNA. It is a transcript of the gene RIN2, whose product is annotated as Ras and Rab interactor 2. The coding region runs from base 86 to 2815 and encodes 909 amino acids. The transcript is spliced from 12 exons. The record is from RefSeq and is a predicted model, not a curated record. Gene Ontology annotation, molecular function: guanyl-nucleotide exchange factor activity; small GTPase binding. Gene Ontology annotation, biological process: signal transduction; vesicle-mediated transport. Gene Ontology annotation, cellular component: endocytic vesicle; cytosol. Lineage: Eukaryota; Metazoa; Chordata; Mammalia; Primates; Cebidae.